Messenger RNA from Colletotrichum chrysophilum, 3051 nucleotides. RefSeq lists its product as uncharacterized. Gene Ontology annotation, biological process: glycine decarboxylation via glycine cleavage system. Gene Ontology annotation, molecular function: glycine dehydrogenase (decarboxylating) activity; pyridoxal phosphate binding; glycine binding. The record is from RefSeq and is a predicted model, not a curated record. The coding region runs from base 1 to 3051 and encodes 1016 amino acids. Gene Ontology annotation, cellular component: mitochondrion; glycine cleavage complex. The transcript is spliced from 2 exons. Lineage: Eukaryota; Fungi; Ascomycota; Sordariomycetes; Glomerellales; Glomerellaceae.
AUGGCCCCGAGCCGUGUCACUCGCGUGAGGACAUUCUCAGCGAUUACUGCCCACGCCCAGGCGACGAGCAGGCAAACUUCCGUGGACGCCUCCCUUGAGCCGCUCCAGAGGCCCGAGUCGUUCAUCCCCCGCCACAUCGGCCCCGACGUCAGCGACGCCGAGGCCAUGCUCAAGGCGCUGGAUCCUCCCGUGAAGACGAUUGACGAGUUUAUUGCCCAAGUGCUGCCCCCGGAUGUCUACUCCGAGAGGAAGACGUUCGCGUGGGACAAUGAGGGCCCCAUGGACGAGAGCAAGAUUCUGGCCAAGGCGACAGCCUGGGCCAAGGCUAACGAGGCCGCCCCGAAGCCCUUGAUUGGCGCCGGAUACAACCCGAGCGUCACUCCCAGAGUUAUUCAGACCAACGUUUUGGAGAGCCCUGCGUGGUACACCAGUUACACGCCCUACCAGCCCGAAAUCAGCCAGGGCCGUCUCGAGUCGCUCCUCAACUACCAGACCAUGGUCUCUGACCUGACGGGUCUGCCGAUUUCCAACGCCAGUCUUUUGGACGAGGGUACGGCCGCCGCCGAGGCCAUGACCCUGUCCAUGAAUGCGCUUUCCAGCUCUCGCGCGAAGAGGCCCGGCAAGACCUUUGUCGUGUCCGACCUCGUUCACCCCCAGUCCAUCUCCGUCCUGAGGAGCAGGGCUCAGGGUUUCGGCAUCAACGUCGAGGUUGUCGACAUCAGCAGUGCCGAGGAGAAGAUCAAGGAUUUGGGCCAGGAUUUGGUCGGUGUCAUGGUCCAGUACCCCGACACCAAGGGCAAGGUUGAGGACUUCAAGGGCCUUUCCGAUCUCGUGCACUCCCAGGGCGCCCUUCUCAGCGCCGCCACCGAUCUCCUGGCUUUGACGGUUCUCACUCCCCCCGGCGAGUGGGGUGCCGACAUCGCCUUCGGCAGCGCCCAGCGUUUCGGUGUUCCCCUCGGCUUCGGUGGCCCCCACGCCGCUUUCUUCGCCGUCAAGGAGGCCCACAAGCGCCGCAUGCCCGGCCGUCUGGUCGGUGUCUCCAAGGACCGCACCGGCCGCCGCGCCCUGAGAUUGGCUCUGCAGACCCGCGAGCAGCACAUUCGCCGUGAGAAGGCCACCAGCAACGUCUGCACUGCUCAGGCUCUGUUGGCCAACAUGGCCGCGCUGUUCGCCGUCUACCACGGUCCCGAGGGACUGAGGGAGAUUGCGACGCGACUCGUCCGCCUUGCUCGCGGUGUUCAGGCUGUUGCCGAGGCCGCCGGCUUGGAGACCGAGCAGAGCGGAGCCAGCCCCGACGGCAAGGUGCUUUUCGACACUGUCGUCAUCAAGGCUGGCGACAAGGCGCAGAAGAUUCUGGAGGAGGGCAAGAAGGCCGGCCUGGGCUUCCGCGACUAUGGAAACGGCGAUGUCGGUAUUAGUGUUAACGAGCACGUCAACGAGGAAGUGUUCAACACCAUUGCUACUGUUCUCGGCAACGUCACCGGCGCCCAGACCGCCGAGGUUGCGAGCAAGUCUUACGCUGCUCUCACUGAGAGCAUCACGGAGCUUAUUCCUACUACUCUCCGCCGCCAGUCUGAGUACCUCACUCACCCCGUUUUCAACACCCACCGCAGCGAGACGGAGAUUCUCCGCUACAUCCACCACCUGCAAUCCAAGGAUCUCUCUCUGGUUCACUCCAUGAUCCCUCUCGGCUCUUGCACCAUGAAGCUCAACAGCGCCACCGAGAUGGCUCUCAUCUCCCUGCCCGGAUUCUCCACCAUCCAUCCUCACACUCCCGCCAGCGAGCUCAAGGGCUACACCGCCCUUAUUGAGGAACUCUCUGAGCAGCUCAAGGGCAUUACUGCUAUGGACGCCGUCUCCCUCCAGCCCAACUCCGGUGCUCAGGGUGAGUUCGCCGGUCUCCGUGCCAUCCGCAAGUACCUCGAGCAGAAGCCCGACGGCAAGAAGCGCGACAUCUGCCUUAUUCCCGUCUCCGCCCACGGCACCAACCCCGCCUCCGCCGCCAUGGCCGGCAUGCGUGUCGUCCCCGUCAAGUGCGACCCCGUCACCGGCAACCUCGUCAUUGAGGACCUCGAGGCCAAGUGCAAGCAGUACGCCGACCAGCUCGGUGCUUUCAUGGUCACCUACCCCAGCACCUACGGUGUCUACGAGCCCGGCGUCAAGAAGGCCUGCGAGCUUGUUCACCAGUACGGCGGCCAGGUCUACAUGGACGGCGCCAACAUGAACGCCCAGAUCGGCAUCUGCUCCCCCGGCGAGAUCGGCGCCGACGUCUGCCAUCUCAACCUGCACAAGACCUUCUGCAUCCCCCACGGCGGUGGCGGCCCCGGCGUCGGACCCAUCUGCGUCAAGGAGCACCUCGCCCCGUACCUCCCCGCGCGAUCCGCCGACGCCGAGGAGGCCAUGGUCUCCAGUGCGCCCUUCGGCAGCGCCGGCAUCCUCCCCAUCAGCUGGGCCUACAACGCCCUCAUGGGCAACGACGGCCUGCGCCUCGCGACCAAGACGGCCAUCCUCAACGCCAACUACAUCCUCUCCCGCCUCAAGCCGCACUUCAAGAUCCUCUACACCAACGAGAACGGCCGCUGCGCGCACGAGUUCAUCCUCGACGCGCGGCCCUUUAAGGAGACCGCCGGCGUCGAGGCGAUCGACAUCGCCAAGCGCCUGCAGGACUACGGCUUCCACGCGCCGACGAUGAGCUUCCCCGUCGCGAACACGCUCAUGAUCGAGCCGACGGAGAGCGAGAGCAAGGAGGAGCUGGACCGCUUCAUCGACACGCUGAUCAGCAUCCGCGAGGAGAUCCGCGAGGUCGAGGAGGGCAAGCAGCCGCGCGAGGGCAACGUGCUCAAGAUGGCGCCGCACCCGCAGGCGGAUGUUAUUUUGGGCGAUGGCGAGGGCAAGUGGGAGCGUCCGUACUCGCGCGAGAAGGCGGCGUACCCGUUGCCGUUCUUGAGGGAGAAGAAGUUCUGGCCUAGCGUGGGCCGUGUUGACGACACGUACGGCGACACCAACCUCUUCUGCACGUGCCCUCCUGUCGAGGACACCACCCAGGCGUAA